AUGAAUCGAUGCCAGGCGCCUGUGGAUUGUAUUGACUGCAGUACAACGUUUGAUGGACAUUCAGCCAAAGCACACACGAGCUGUAUGACGGAGGAGCAGAAGUAUCAGAAGAAUUUAUAUCAUAAGCCUACAAAGACAAAGGCGGUGGAAAUGAAGCAAGAGCCAGAGUCUACAACAGCGCCAGCUCCAGCUACCGCUCCAGCGCCUACGCAAGAGAAGAAGAAGAAAAAGUCCAAGACUGAGAAAAAGGAGAAGGAGGCGGAUGAAGAGCCUCCAUCGACGCAGAAAGAGUCUAAAAAGCGCAAAAAGUCCAAGACCAAGGACGAGGCGAAUGACGAUAGCGAGAACAAAGCCAAGGACACAGACGAGCCGUCAAAGAAGAAAAAGAAGAAGACGUCGACGGAGGAUGGCGAGGAAAAGCCAAAGAAGAAGAAGAAGGCUAAAAAGUCUGAUAAGGAUGCUGAAGAUGGUACAGAAAAUGUUGAGAAACCAAAGAAGAAGAAAAAGUCGAAAAAAAGCGAGAGCGAGAGCGCUGUAGGUAAAGGGACUUCCGCGGGAGCUGACAAGAAGGCGCCACCCACUCUAUUCACAGACGACGAUCUCCGCGAUGCAAUGAGACAUGCCAUAGCUGAGCAGCAGCAAGGCACAACCAUCGAGUUCCAAAAGAUGCUCAUGUCCAUUUUAAAGGCAGCGGUGGAGAUUAAGAAGAAUAAGAAUACCGAUGAGCCGAGUCAGGAAGAGCUCACUGAUGCCCACAGAGAUAUUGCAAAUCAGGUGUUGCGGACGAUGACGUUCACAAAAUCAGACGACGGCAAUGAAAUGCUCCUAGGCAUCAAAUAG
This is a messenger RNA of Wallemia ichthyophaga EXF-994, 840 nucleotides long. RefSeq names its product UPF0743 protein C.06c. The record is from RefSeq and is a predicted model, not a curated record. The coding region runs from base 1 to 840 and encodes 279 amino acids. Lineage: Eukaryota; Fungi; Basidiomycota; Wallemiomycetes; Wallemiales; Wallemiaceae. The transcript has 4 exons.